GCGUGCUCUGCCAUUCAUUCAUUCAUUUGCUCAUUCGCCGGUAGUAAGAUUGUGUGUGGCUAUAAUGAAUUCGAUACAAAACGGUUGGUUUAGAGAAGUAAGUCCCCUGUGGCCAAGUCAGUGCAUGUCGCUCGAAGUGGAAGAGGUACUUUAUGAAGGCAGAUCGGACUUUCAAGAUGUUCUAGUAUUUAAAAGUAAAACAUAUGGAAACGUUCUUGUUUUGGAUGGUGUUAUACAGUGUACAGAGAGGGAUGAGUUUUCCUACCAGGAGAUGAUUUCUCACUUGCCUCUAAACAGUCAUCCACACCCCAAAAAUGUACUGAUUAUUGGUGGUGGUGAUGGUGGUGUCGUGAGAGAAGUUGUGAAACACCCAUGCGUAGAAACAGUAACACAGUGUGAAAUAGAUAAGAAAGUGAUAGAAGUAUCUAAAAAGUAUUUACCUACAAUGGCAGUGGGUUAUGAGAGUCCCAAGCUGCUGCAGCAUAUCGGGGAUGGUUUUGCUUUCAUGGGUGAACAUAAAGGUGAAUUUGAUGUCAUAAUAACAGACUCUUCUGAUCCUAUAGGCCCAGCUGAGUCAUUGUUUGAGAAACCCUAUUAUGAGUUAAUGAAAGCAGCAUUAAAACCAAAUGGUAUAGUCUGUACACAAGGAGAAUGUCAAUGGCUUCAUCUUGAUUUAAUCAAAGAAAUGACAUCAUUUUGUAAAACAUUGUAUCCAGUUGUUAGAUAUGGCUAUUGUACUAUUCCAACCUAUCCCAGUGGCCAGAUUGGCUUCAUGCUUUGUAGUCUCAAUCCAAAAACUAAAUUUAAUGAACCAGUUAGAAAGUGGUCCAGAGAGGAACUAGAAAAGCUAAAUCUACGAUAUUACAAUAGUGCAAUACACAGUGCUGCAUUUGUAUUACCACAGUUUGUACACCAGGAACUUCGAAAAUUAUAAUGGUGUAGUGUAGACCUGACGAACUUAAUCAUAUCAGAAAUAGCAGACAUUAGUUUCAACAAUUCAUUAUACUUCCUCUGUUUUUAGUGUGUAAGUUUACUUCAUAACCUUAUUUGCAUAUUUAAUAUUUUUUAUUAAAUCGAUAUAUUCAUCGGUGUUUAGUUUUAUUUGCAUGCACCAAUAUAGUAUACACAAACAACGAAUGUUUGUUGAUUUUAAGAAACUUUCUUUUUUGAACUAAUGCACUCCUGAAGAGAUUAUUAUGAAGAAAUUAUCCAGUACACGAUGUGAACACAGGAAAAAAAUAGAAUACAUGUACAUCACUGCCUGAAACUAUAUCAAAAGCUUUGAGCUCCUACAUGUAGCACUGAUAAUGUAAGAUAACAACAACAUGCUUUGAUAGAGGAAAACUUGAUAACACAUUUGUUUAGGCAUUCAAUAAUGUAUCCAAGUGUCAAUUAUAUUGGCUUAUUUUAUAUCAGUAUUGUAUAUUAAGAAGAACAUUAUCACUCACACUCAAUAAUUAAUGUGUAUACAAGCUUAAGCCUUCACCAUUUCAGUUCAAGUCAUUUUAUCUGUAUUGAAUAUUUAAUGUUUUGUGGUGAAACUUGGGGCCACAAUCUAGUAUAUGAAAAAGCCCAACAAUAAAAUUGUUUUAAACAAUAAAUGUUUUCAGGUAUUAA
Messenger RNA from Saccoglossus kowalevskii, 1617 nucleotides. RefSeq names its product spermidine synthase-like. Gene Ontology annotation, biological process: spermidine biosynthetic process. The record is from RefSeq and is a predicted model, not a curated record. Gene Ontology annotation, cellular component: cytosol. Gene Ontology annotation, molecular function: spermidine synthase activity. Lineage: Eukaryota; Metazoa; Hemichordata; Enteropneusta; Harrimaniidae.